Messenger RNA from Cuscuta campestris, 5084 nucleotides. NCBI's taxonomy places the organism in Eukaryota, Viridiplantae, Streptophyta, Magnoliopsida, Solanales, Convolvulaceae. The record is from the annotation of a GenBank genome assembly.
AGGGAUCCAAAUUCAUUCUCUCUAAACUCCCUUGUAAAAGCACCUGUGCAUUCUCCGUUAUAAUAUAAAUUGGGCUAUAGGUGUUCCACCUAAAGUCCUACCGGUCAAUCUGCGUGUUUUUACCUUUCUUACUUUGCCAAAUCAAGCAAACUAUUCUAGACCCGGUCUAGUAUAGUUUGACCGGUCAAGUAAUUUACACCAUCAUUUUUGGCGCCGACCGUGGGACUCCGUUAAGGUUUCUUCUCUUCCAAACACAAACCUACCCACCAAAACCCCACUCGAAAUGUUUUCCAGCCAACAAAUCAACGCUACUUCCGCACAGGUGCAAGCCACCAAUGUGGGCGCCAGCAUCCCUGUGGCUGCUACCAUACCGGUCAUUUCAGCCACGGUGUUGCCUCUGGGUCUGGGCUCUGUCCCGACGGCCAGCGUGAUCGGUCCCUUCGCGACCCCCGUCCCUUCCGCUGGACCGAGGGUCGCGUUCCCACCAAGCAUGGCUCAGUUCAUGAAUGACCCAGCCAACCUACAAGCCAUCCAGGGCUUUGGCCAGGUCAUGGCCAUGUGCCAGCAGAACGGGGGGAUGCCUUUCCUCCCUGGUAUGUUCCCAUUCGCCCUUCCAGGCGCGGGAACCACGCCCCUACAAGCUCCGAUGACGGUGACGUCGUUCCAGACGUCGAUGCCCCAGCCUUCACCUUUCCAGCCUCAGCUGGUCAGCACCAUGGCCCAUGUCAACUUGACCGGCGCACUUAACGCCGCAGGGCCGUCGCGUCCCUUGCAAACUACGAAUCCGCAGAUCACUCCUGAUGGUUAUUGCGUCUCGAUUGAGAGUGAUGACGGCGAGUGGGACAUCCCGAGGGCCCAUAAGAAGAAGAAAGGAAAAAACAUCCGGCCAGCGACCUCCCGAAACUCCGCCUUCAAAAGGCUGGGGGAUAGGGAGGAAGGCCAGAGGAAGUCAGCCAAGCAAAGGCUGGGGCAGAGCGUUGCUCAUGUCAGUGCAUUCGCCCGGCUAGGAAAGGAAGAGGUGGACAAGGUGGAAGAGAUGGAUGACAAGACCGUCCUCUCCCUCCUCUUGAGUGGCUUGCGUGCUGGGGAACUAUACAAGGAGUUCUGCCGGAAACCCCCAGCCACGUACCAAGAGGCCUACCAUACUGCAUGGGAGUUUGCUGAAGCUGAAACCCAGCUCUGGGCAAAGAGAGAAGCUGAGCAUGGUCACAAGCCCAAGCCGGUGCAAGUCAAUAAGGAAGAAGCACCGGGACCUAGCCGGCCGAGGCACCACUAUGACCCGGUCAUCCGAGUGGUCAAUACGGAAGAAUGCCAAGAAGUCCGGAAAGCACCGGUCAUUCCUCUAGAAAACCCUACCGGUCAAAUAGGGCGGCAGUGGUUGGGCACCUAUUGUUCGUACCACAGGUCAGAUUCCCAUAACACCUUCAAAUGCAAAAGUGUUAAGGGGGUCAUCCGGCAGAUGAUCGACAGUGGAGAGCUGGGCAAAGAUUACUUGCAGAAAGCCCAGGAGAAGAGUCAUCAAUGGGUUAGGCCGACUGCCCCAGGGGAUGACCGGGACAACAACCGGCGGAGGAAUAACCGGCCAAGGGAGCGGCAACCUGCUCCCGAAAAAGAGCACAUCGGCAUGAUCUUCAGCGGACCCGAGGGUGGAGAUUUAGCCGCGCAGUGGAAGAACUGGGUCCGGAGCAUUUACGUUGGAGAGGUAAGUGCUGAACUGCCCAGGCGUAAACAUAUUAGGAGGGAGCUUAUCGUCUUUACUGACCGGGAUCUCCCUCCUACCGGUGAAGAUCACAAUGAUCCAUUGGUCAUCACCAUGGACAUUAAUGGGAUGGAUGUCGCCCGGGUACUUGUUGACACCGGCAGUAGUGUCAACAUCUUAUACCUGGAGACCUUCCAAAAACUCAGGUUGUGUCGAACACAACUUGAAUCCCUCAAAACCCCUCUCCCAGGCUUCACGGGGGACACCGUUGAAGCUGAAGGAUCCAUAGUUCUACCGGUCGAACUAGGAUCAGGUGAAAAGACCGUGUGGAAGAAGAUGCGGUUCAUAGUUGUGGACAUCAAAUGCGUCCACAACGCAAUUCUUGGAAGGCCAGGCAUAAAUAGAGUCGGGGCGGUGAUUUCCAUGCCUCAUCUAUGCAUGAAGUUCCACACUCCAGGUGGUGUGGGUGAGGUGAAGGGCGACCAGAGGAACGCCCGGGAGUGCUAUGUCAGGGCAGUCAAGAAGAUGACCAAGAGGGUCAAUGUCAUCUCCCAAGAGAUCACAAAGGGAGAGACCCGGGAGAAAUUGGAGCCCGAGGCCGAGACGGUGGAAAUCGAACUUCACCCGGGUGAUUCUUCGAGGAUGGUCAGAAUUGGAGCAAAUCUCCCUGAGGAUCUCAAGGAACAGAUUACACGGGUCCUCCAAGAAUACGCGAGCAUAUUCGCAUGGAGCGUGGCGGAUAUGCCCGGAAUAGAUCGCUCUGUUAUCUGCCACCAGUUGGCCGUGAGGGAGGGAAGUCGACCGGUAUCUCUGAACCACCCGGCUGAUAUGCGAGCCACGUUCGAUAUCAUGGCAAGGUACAACCUCCGGCUGAAUCCUAAGAAAUGCGUCUUCGCGGUUCGUACAGGGAAGUUCUUGGGAUUCAUGGUGACCAAGAGAGGGAUAGAGCCCAACCCAGAGAAAAUCCGGGCCAUCACUGAAAUGCAAGCCCCUACCUCCGUUAGGAAUGUUCAAAAGUUGACCGACUUACCGGUCAACAAGCCCACUGAGCAAUGGUUGGAGAUGGCAGUUGACGGGGCAUCCGGUCCUAGAGGAUACGGGGGUGGUAUCGUGUUCACCACCCCAGAAGGGUUCAAGAUCUACCAUGCAAUCGUCUUCAACUUCAAGCUGACGAACAAUGAGGCAGAAUAUGAAGCUCUGGCUGGAGGGCUCAGACUUGCCCAAGCCCUGAAAAUCAGUCGGGUCAGUAUCAAAUCUGACUCUAGCCUGAUAGUUGGGCAGGUGACCGGUAACAUAGAAGCAAGGGAAGGAAGCAUGGCACAAUACAAGGACCUUUAUGCUCCCGAGCAUGUUUCAAAACUUGCCUGGGUAGAGAUCCUUGACCGUGCAAGCAUCAAAAAAUUGGAAGUCGCCGCUAUAACGGCCGGAAGCCAAUUUGACCGGUCAAACUUGGUCGGGGCGGACGACCAUUGGAUGUAUGAUCUGAUGGAAUAUUUGAUGGAUGGGAGCUUGCCAGAACAAGAUGACCGGGCAAGAAAAGUGAAGCUCAGGGCACCCCGAUUCCAGAUUCUUGAUGGAAAGCUGUAUAAGAGGGCAUUUGGGGGGCCACUCUUGAGAUGUCUAACCAACCGGGAGGCUGAGCGAGUCAUAGAGGAGGUUCACGGAGGCGUAUGCGCGGCGCAUCAAAUGUCCCGGAGUUUGUUCCCUUGUUGUAACCUCGAAGGAAGUUUCUUGUUCCUUCGUGAGAAGUCUUGGAGUGCGGUAUCUCCGAGCAAAGGUGUUGAGGCUCGUGUGACUCGAGUUCUCAAGUUGUAUCGGAAUGGGGAAGAAGUGCCCAUGAAGAAAGUUGGGGAAACCACCGUUCCCAAAACCGAAGAAGAAUACGAUGCGCAGGAUAUCAAGAAAAUAGAGAACAACGCCAAGGCGAUCAACAUUCUUUAUUGUGCAGUAAAUCCGGAUGACUACCGGAAGAUCUCUUGUUGUUCCACCGCCAAGGAAAUGUGGGACAAGCUCGAAAUCACAUAUGAAGGUGAACAAAAGAAGAAUGGAAUUGCUCUCAAAGCAUCUACAAGUCAAGAACGUGCUAUGGAAGACUCGAGUGACGAAGACGAGUUCGGAAUCGUACUCAAGAAAUUCCACAAGUUUAUGAGCCAAGAAUUCUCCACCGCCCGCUUCAUUCAUGACUCCAUUCCACGUGAGGCACGGGUUAUCCUUGAACGUGGAAACUUCCUCGAUCUCCUCUACAUAAAGAAGGUUAAUUAUCAACCUUUUCUUGUUCGAGCUUUCUAUUCGAACUUGAAAAAGGAUGAGGAUGGAUCGUUGAUUUCAAACGUCAACGGGGUGGACAUUUAUUUGAAUGAAGAGAACAUUCAAAUCCUCACCGGGCUUCGUCGGGACGGACAGGAUCUCGGGCUCUACACCGGAGAAGAGGGGGCGCGGUUCAAUGAGACCGCUCUCUUGGAGGAAGUGGGCAUCCGUCACUUCGUACCCACUCCCCACCAGCGGCGCCCUACGAUUUCUUCAAUGAGUCCCGUGUAUCGCUUCAUCUUCUAUGUGUUGACACGAAUCCUCAAGCCAAGGAAGUUCAACCACACCAAUCUCUCCCAAGAAGACACGAAGAGGAUCCAUGCGAUGAUUCACAACGCCAAUCUCAAUUGGUGUAAAUUUGUGAUGACUCACAUGAUCACGGCCACCUCCGACAAUCGGCCGCUCCCCUAUGCCCUCCUCGUCAUGGCUAUUCUUGAAGAAUACAACAUCAAAACCGAUGUUGGGCCAAAGGUAAAGGGGACGAAGCAUUGGGAGAUUGAUGAAUCUUCCUUCCAUUCGGGCACCGACGAGACUCCGUUUCGACAGCCUCGUCCACGCCGCCAACCGAGAGCCACUGCCUCAGCCGCCACCACAUCAUCCAACCCUUCUCUCGCCGAGCAAAUGGCAGCCUUAACCGCCACUCUCUCUCGGAUUGACACCAACGUCUCCAAAACGGCGCACAACGUCAAUACUUUGAGCCGUGAACUUCAUGGGUAUUUUGACUUUGUCAAUUACCCGUACGCUCAAAUGGUCCCUUACUUUCCUCCACCGAACUUCGGAGGUGAACAAAGUGGGACGCAAAGCGUUGGUAGAGAUGACGAGGUGGAAGAAGAAGAAGAAGACGACGAAGAAGAAGAAGAAGAAGAAGAAGAUGAUGAUGAUGAUGAUGAUGAUGAUGAUGACGAUGGCGAUGAUGAAGAAGAAGAAGACAUUGAUGAAGAACAACUUCUCAAUGAUCUUUCUCCGGAUUUCUAGAGCUCUAGCUCUACUUUCUACUCUUCUUUGUUUUAUAAAUUUUUUUUUUGCUUUCGCCUUGUACUCCACCUCUUUCCUUAAUUAAUAAAUAAAAAUCUUUAGG